Molecule: messenger RNA, 719 nt
Organism: Mucor mucedo
Lineage: Eukaryota; Fungi; Mucoromycota; Mucoromycetes; Mucorales; Mucoraceae
Exons: 1
Coding region: 238-564 (108 amino acids)
Source: RefSeq, a predicted model, not a curated record
CAGUCACCUACCAGUUUUAAAGAAAAGUGGAAUUCACUCAAAGUAUGGUUUGCACCAGUCUUACCCAAACGUCGUCCAUCACAAUGCAGCACCACCAGCACAGAAACCACAGCAACCACAGCUAGUACAUCAACCACGCACAAUUGCUAUGGUAAAGAUGACUUGUUAUAUAUUCCAUCGGGCACCAAAAGACCCUCUAUUCCAAACUCACUGAAUGAGGGAGUGUUUGAUAAAUGCAUGUCAACCUUUCUAAGAAGACCUUCAAAUGGAUCUUGUGUAACAACAACAUCAACAAUCAAUGACGAUAUGGACAAAGAAAUCGAAAAGCUUUACGAACUCUAUAACUUUGCUAUGGACGAAAUAAGCUAUGCUGAAGAUUCUCGUGGUUCACCCUAUUAUCAAGGUGAUAGAAUAGCUGCUCAAGAAGCUAUUGACCAAUGCACAGAAUCCUAUCAAACAUUACUACAGCAGUAUUCCAUCGAUAGUACCAUCUCAUACAAAAUAUCCACUCUUUCCAAGAAAAUGGAGUCUCUGCCAGUACAUGAUGAUCAGCUUUCUUUUUAACCAGACUAUCCCAAAAUUAUUUAUUAUUAUUUAUACUAUUAUUAUUUAACCCCAUUUAUAAAUUAUCAAAAAAAAAAAAAAAAAAAAAAAAAAAUAACUCCGUCUAUUAUAUAUAUACAUAUUUAUACCCCUCUCUUUCCUCUCUUUUUUUCUCC